AUGUCUAUCAGCGAGUGUGUUGGUGUUGGUGUUGGAGUUGGAGUUGGAGUUGGUCUCGAGCUCCAAGAAAUUCAGUCGAUGUCGCGCCCGAGAAAAGGGGAAGCCGCCCGAGCCACUAGCGCUGAUUGCGGUUUAGACCCUGCAUGUCACCGUAUGGAUGGGAUUCAAUGCAGAUUUGAAGAUCACCAACAAACCCCAGCUCACGACUACUGUCAAUACCAACGACAACGACAAUAUUAUUGUCAAAAUGGCCGCCGUUCACGCGACAACUUCCUCCAUUCUCUCAUCUUUUCUGCCUCGAUUAUCCACAUCAUCAGUCUUCAAUGCCUCACGAUCCACGACUCUCUACUCCAGACGGCUCUCUCUCCCGCUGAUGCCAUCCCUCGCCCUCGUCAUUCCCUCCGCGAUACAUCUCAAUGUGCCAGGGCUCGUGGAAGAGAUAUGGGAGUCGAUACUACGGGCUGUGCCGAAGAAGAAGACAUCACACAUGAAGAAGCGCUCGAGAAUGAUGGCUGGAAAGGGAUUGAAGGACGUGACGGCCUUGAACAAGUGCUCGGCGUGUGGACAUGUCAAGAGGGCGCAUCUACUGUGCCCGUACUGCGUCUCUGUGCUAAGACUACUACAGAAAUCAAAGCCAUGUUCACGCGCAACACCAAAAAGCCAGCGCAAGCAGCUAAGGCAGACGGACCAGGGGACGCACUCUUUCCAAUUCAUAUACUUGGGUAUCGACAUCAACACUUCAACCUGCAUAAAUUCUUGACAUGUUCCUCCGAACCCAUUGACAAUGCCCACCCGACUGACAUAUUCUCCCUCGCCGUAACACCCACCCAGAUCCUCUCCGCCUCCGGCUCCUCAUCCAUAAAGAUCCACUCCACGCUCUCCCCGGACAUCCCCCUCGCCCAAACUCUGUCCGGCGCCCACAAGCUUGGCUGUCACCACAUCGUCACCUCGCGCAACGGCCGCUUUGCCGCCAGCGCGGGUUUCGGCGGUGAGGUCAAGACCUGGAGCAUCUCCGAGGACACCGGGGAGUGGAGCGAAGAAGGCACAAUCACAGACGGGAACCACGCCGGCGAGAUCUGGGCCGUGGCCUUGAGCGAGGACGGACACUUCCUCGCGAGCACGACGUACGAUGGCCGCAUCAACGUUUGGGAUGUCUUUGGUGGGAGGAAGAAGAUCAGGGAAUAUGAGACCAAAGGCAGCUUUGGGAUGUGCAUCGAUAUGAGCCGCGAUGGGAAGUUUACGGCGAGCGGGCAUGAGAAUGGCGGCGUGUAUGUGUUUAAUAAUGAUACGGGGAGGAUUCUCUACUCGCUACCCGGUCUGGUUAAGCCAGUACGCACCGUCUCCUUCUCGCCAGCCAGCACCCGUCUCGCAGCAGCAGGAGACGCCCGAGUCAUUGCCCUCUACGAUGUCCAACACGGAGAGCAAGUCGCAAACCUCACGGGUCACCAAGCGUGGAUCUUGUCGGCGGACUGGAGUGAUACCGGCGAGUACCUGCUCAGUGGCUCAUUUGAUGGGAAGGUCAAGGUGUGGUCGAUUGACCAGAGGACGUGUGUGGCUACGCAUAGCGAGACUGACAAGGCUCUGUGGUGCGUGAAGUGGUUGCCGAAGACUGGGCGCAGCGAGGCUUUUGCUACGGCUGGUGCGAAUAGGAGUAUCUCUUUGUAUAGAGAGGCCACUGGGGGUUAA
Drepanopeziza brunnea f. sp. 'multigermtubi' MB_m1 is the source of this 1686-nucleotide messenger RNA. The record is from RefSeq and is a predicted model, not a curated record. Lineage: Eukaryota; Fungi; Ascomycota; Leotiomycetes; Helotiales; Drepanopezizaceae.